AUGGAGUCGCUUGCAGUUUUUCAUGAUGAAGAUUGGGACUCAUUUAACAGAAUGUCCUCCAAUGAAGAAGGUCAGCUUGAUUUCAUGCACCGAAUUCUUCAUCAGUUUCCCUUUCCUCCAGUGCACGAUGAUCCGUCGACUUUUUGUCCAGAAAGUAGUUGGAGUACGAAUUCAAGUAGUAGUGUCUUUGUUCCCCAGCUAAAUCAUGAAACCUGUUUCCUUAGUGAUUCUAAUCAUAUUGCUGUAACAAAUGGUAUCACCAUGUCCUUGGAUAUUUCAACGGACAUUGACGGGUGGAAUAAGAACCGGAAGAACAAUUUAAACGGCAACGAAGAGAGCAACAUUGGAGGGGACGGACAGAGUUGUAGCACCUCUAGUUCAGAUGAUGACAAUGUUUCUCAAGCUAUUAACUUGAAUGGAAAGAGAAGAACCACCAGCAGAGGGUCUGCAACUGAUCCCCAAAACCUCUAUGCAAGAGAAAGAUUUUUCCUGCCUAUAUUACGAGUCCAUUGGCAGAAGGUUGAUAUCAGCACAAUGCUUGAAGAUGCUGAAUUGUGGAUGUAUGCUCCCAUUGCUUACAAUGGCGUGGAUAUCGGUCUCAACAAGAACAUUUGCACUCUUUUAUGA
This is a messenger RNA of Hibiscus syriacus, 627 nucleotides long. RefSeq names its product transcription factor bHLH139-like. The coding region runs from base 1 to 627 and encodes 208 amino acids. The record is from RefSeq and is a predicted model, not a curated record. Lineage: Eukaryota; Viridiplantae; Streptophyta; Magnoliopsida; Malvales; Malvaceae. The transcript is spliced from 4 exons.